AUGGCCAGUACAGAAGACGCUCUUCUUCGCAAGGAGGCUGUCAAACAAGCAGUGCCAGCUCUUGAUAGCAAUAUAGCAGUAUAUAACAGCAAGGCAGAGGGAGAUUCAAAGAAUGUUUCCACCGAAGAGUUCUUGAUCAUGGGUACUAUUGUGAUGUAUCACCAACUUAAAGCUGCUAUGUUAAAAGGAGGAAGGGCUGAUACAAAAUCCCUGAUUAUUGAUAAGGCUGACAACGCUAACAAUUUGGGCCAGCAGCUCAAAUCCAGCACAUGUUAUAAGCUCGACUCUAACCCUGAUGGAGACGAUUCCGAGGCUCGUGGCUCGUGGAUUAUUUUUAGCGGCGAUGUUGCCUGCGGGCCUGGCAGUUGA
This is a messenger RNA of Aspergillus nidulans FGSC A4, 369 nucleotides long. RefSeq lists its product as uncharacterized. The record is from RefSeq and is a predicted model, not a curated record. The transcript has 5 exons. NCBI's taxonomy places the organism in Eukaryota, Fungi, Ascomycota, Eurotiomycetes, Eurotiales, Aspergillaceae. The coding region runs from base 1 to 369 and encodes 122 amino acids.